Molecule: messenger RNA, 1136 nt
Organism: Cuscuta europaea
Lineage: Eukaryota; Viridiplantae; Streptophyta; Magnoliopsida; Solanales; Convolvulaceae
Source: the annotation of a GenBank genome assembly
CGUCUCUGUUUCUCUGUGGAUUGAAGCUUUGGAGAUGGCGAAAGGGAAGAAGGAGCUUCUUAAGUCGGCCCCAUGGAGGGUGGGAUCUGAAGAAGACGAAAAGUUCAAGGAUGCCUCUCUGAAGGUUACGAGAGAACCAGGUUCAACCCCAACUAUGCAUGUCCCUGCGAUGAAAUCCGUUGAAUCCAAAGCCAGUGAUCUCGAAGACGAUUCUCUAAUUGAAAUCGAUCCUGAGCUACGCUACAGUUUCCAGAGAAACUUCAAGUUUCUUCAGCAUGUUUUCAGCAUUGACACCAUUGUCAAACCUCUUCCUAUGUCAAUGCAAUAUAAUGUUUCUCGUAACUUGAGCUUCUUCACCCGUAUCUUUACACAAUUCUUUGAUCCUGAAGGAAUAGCAGAUGCACAAAAGUCUUUAGGAUUGGGACAGGAAGAAAGAGUCCGUAAAGUUCGUUGAAGAAGCUCCAUAAUAUCUGUAACUACUGUUUGAUUAUGAAUUAGUGUGCAUUAUAUUUUGCAAUUUUUGUUUAUUGGUGAUUUUUAGCGCUUGCUAAAUUUAACGACUGCAUUCCAUCUUCAUCUUCUAAAUCUUAUAUACAUUGUCUAUGUGGAUUAUACCUGGCUUCCCUCGGUUUGUGAAUAGGUUGCUCAGUUUCAUAACUUCAACAUGUGCUUAUUCUCUUCAUUCAUCCUGGGAAAUGAAAUGAUGCUAUCAAGAUUAAUGGCUGCAAUUGUUCACACGAAGGCUGCAAAUUCGCUAACAUAAUUUGGGUUUUGUACAAGUAAUGGGCUCGAAGUUUAGUGUUACGAAAGUUUUUAUUUUGACAAAAUUGUUAAGAAAGUUAACCGGUACUAAUUUAUUUGAUUAUGAUGAUGCUAAUACCAUUAUCCAUGGAUGACUUACCGGUUGUGCAUGGUGAGCAAUAAAGGAUUUGACAAUUAACAGUUGGAUCAUAGGCUGAAUAAUGGGAUUAUAGAUGUUUAGAUUUUUGUUCGAUUAGGGAUGCAUUUGGUUCAGUUCAGGCAUGGGUCUAAAAGUACAUAGUUAUUUGUAAAUGUGCUUGAGUUUAACCGUUUAGGAUUUCAGUUUUUUGUCUAAUUUAUGGAAAAUGAAGCAAAUGUGACCGGAUCCGGAACUG